AUGCAGGUUCAAUUCCCCCUUCCUGAAACCUGCAAGGCCGGGGUGGUCACUAACCAUGGCCCUGCUUUCGAGCUUAAAAUUGAGGAUGUUCAAGUGCCUCACCCCGACCAGAUUUUGAUUAAACUCAAUGUCACUGGACUGUGCUAUAGCGAUAUUCACUAUAUGUUAGAGGAUCUGCCAUUGCCUCGAAUGGGCCAUCUCAGCGUAUCUUCUCCUGGACACGAAGGUGCAGGGGUUGUUGUUGCAAUUGGCAAAGACGUCAAGGGUUAG
Molecule: messenger RNA, 270 nt
Organism: Penicillium salamii
Lineage: Eukaryota; Fungi; Ascomycota; Eurotiomycetes; Eurotiales; Aspergillaceae
Source: the annotation of a GenBank genome assembly